Molecule: messenger RNA, 1709 nt
Organism: Glycine soja
Lineage: Eukaryota; Viridiplantae; Streptophyta; Magnoliopsida; Fabales; Fabaceae
Exons: 5
Coding region: 58-1491 (477 amino acids)
Biological process (GO): lipid metabolic process
Molecular function (GO): triacylglycerol lipase activity
Source: RefSeq, a predicted model, not a curated record
CAUUGGAAUUGGAAAUCCUCAUUUCUUCCUCCCAACCCAAUUAUUUUCUUGUUAGUCAUGAGUCAUAUUAACGAAAAGCCUUUUUCCUCUUCCAAUUGUAUGCUCUUGAAACCCGAAAAGAUGGGUUUCUUUCAACUCUUUAUGGUCUUGUUUGGAAGAGACUUAAAUAAAAAAGACUUUGUGCACUGCCUUGAUCCCAUUAUCGAGCCAAGGUUCUACCAUAAGUGGCUUAUAUUUGUAUCGCUCUUAGUACAAAAGGUUCUGAACUCGUGUGCUCGUAUAUUAAAAUGUAUUGGGGAUAUUUUUGAGUCAAUUUUGAACCCACAAGCUUCCUCCAACAAAAAUUUCUUCAUUAUUGUAUUUAACUGUAUCCGAGGUAAGCAGAUACUGGAUAAAAAUUCUGAAUAUUACAAGUCUAUAGUUGGUCAUUUGGACAAUCGACUGGAAUUGUUAGACAAUAGCAUCAAGCGUGACGACCCAACCAAGUACAAUGCUGCUUUGUCUAUGAUGGCUUCUAAAGUAUCGUACGAGAAUCAAGCUUACGUUCAUGCUGUUGUCGUAAAUCGCUGGACGAUGGAGCUUAUUGAAUGUCGUGACUACUGGAAUGAUCAUCAAGAAAAAGCUACAACUCAGGCUUUCAUCAUGCUAGACAAAAGUGAAGACCAAGAUACCUAUGUUGUGGCUUUCAGAGGAACCGAACCCUUUGAUGCUGAUGCAUGGUCCACCGAUGUAGACAUCUCAUGGUUUGAGAUUCCUGGUGUAGGAAGAACCCAUGCUGGCUUCAUGAAAGCCCUAGGGUUACUGUUAGACUUCAAUAAAGAAGAGUUGAGAUGGCCUAAGGAAAUCGAAACCAAUGAGAACCGUCCACGUGCCUAUUACUCCAUAAGGAAUUUACUAAGGAAGCAUCUGAAUGGAAAUGAUAGAGCAAAGUUUAUUGUGACGGGUCAUAGUCUUGGUGGAGCUCUUGCAAUUCUCUUUACCGCAAUGCUAAUGAUGCAUGAUGAGAGACUUCUUUUGGAAAGACUUGAAGGGGUGUACACAUUUGGACAACCUAGGGUUGGAGAUGAAAAUUUUGCCAAUUACAUGGAAAAAAAUUUGAAAUAUUAUGGCAUUAAGUAUUUCAGGUUUGUUUACUGCAAUGAUAUUGUUCCAAGGUUGCCCUUCGAUGAUGAUAUCAUGAAAUUUGAGCAUUUUGGAACCUGUCUUUAUUAUGACAGAUUCUAUAGAGGCAAGAAAGUGAAAGAAGAGCCGAAUAAGAACUACUUCUCGUGGCCAUGGAAAGGUAUGAUGAUACAGAAGAAGGUGAAUGCUUUCCGGGAACUUGUGAGGAGCUUCACUAUUGUGCAUAAACAUGGACCUGAGUAUCAAGAAGGAUGGCUUCUAAGAUUCAUUAGGGUUUUGGGCUUAUUAUUUCUUGCAGGAUUACCAGCUCAUUGCCCCCAGGAUUAUGUUAAUGUUACCCGGUUAGGGCUUCCCUCACAUUUGGAUUAAUCGGUACAUGCACUCAUCUACAUAUGAAGAAGACUAAAAGUCAUGAUUGAUUAGCAGAAUUGAGUUUCUAUCUUUUCAUUUAAUUCUCUUAUAAGAUUUGCCUUUGAUUACCGACUUUCAUAAUACUAUGUAAUAAAUAGCUCUUGUUAGGGCUUAUAUAUAUUGUGAAAUAAGAUACUACUUCCCUUGAAUGCAAAUUAUCUUUAUGCUUAUUCUUA